AUGCUAGUAUAUGCCAAUUUGGAGAAGGAAAAGUUUCCAUAGAGAGAGGAAGAGAGCGGGAGAGAGAGAGAGAAGUUUCCGAUCAUCUUCGCGUCGUCUACAUUUUACGGCGGAAUCUGUCACUUAGCUGAAGCAAGACGAGAUUAACACGGAACAAUCUCUCUUUUCCCCGAAAAUCAGUGGAAUAGAAGAAUUUCGCGGUGCUCCGGUGGAUUUUUCGAGAUUCUUUUUCUGAAAAAGAGAAAUCGUAGCGGAGAUGAAGCUUUUGGAUCUGUUCAUAACUUCGUCGAUCCCAGUCAUCAAAAUCCUGCUGAUAAGUGCAGUUGGAUUGUAUAUGGCCCUUGAGAGAGUUGAUAUUUUGGGUCAAGAUGCAAGAAAACACUUGAACAACGUGGUCUUCUAUGUGUUUAGUCCUUCACUCAUUGGAAGCAGCCUUGCUGAGACUAUCACAUAUGAAACCCUGGCAAAAAUGUGGUUCAUGCCAGUCAAUAUUCUUCUCACAUUCAUCAUCGGUUCGUUUCUUGGUUGGAUUGUUAUUCUGGUCACGAGGGCUCCGUCCCAUCUUCGUGGCCUCAUUGUUGGCGUCUGUGCUGCUGGGAACUUGGGGAACAUGCCUCUGAUCAUUAUACCGGCGAUUUGCAAGGAAAAGGGAAGCCCGUUCGGGGAUCCAGAGUCUUGCGAGAAAUACGGGCUGGGUUAUGUCUCACUCUCAAUGGCCAUAGGAGCUGUUUACAUAUGGACCUACGUUUACAAUCUUAUGCGAAUGCUAGCAACCCGUGCCAAGGAAACCGGAAUCAGAACCUCCUCCAUAGAAUCCAACUAUGAGAGUUGUACUACUGUGCCAUUGAUUCCUUCCAGAGAGGAAGAUGGGAAGAAGAUCACAAGCUGGGGUAUAUUCAGGAAAAGAUUGUGUUCGUUCGCCGAGAAAAUCAAUCUCCAGACGAUUUUCGCUCCGUCAACUAUUGCAGCGAUUAUUGCACUUGUGGUUGGACUCAUUCCUCCAGUAAGGAAACUAUUAAUCGGCAGCAAUGCUCCUCUCCAUGUGAUCGAAGACUCCGUUUCUCUCGUCGGGUAAAAUUCGCUUCCUGCUCUAACGCUGAUUAUUGGCGGAAACCUUCUACGAGGUCUGAGGAGCUCAGGACUGCAAAAGUCGAUCAUAAUCAGCGUCAUAAUAGCGCGUUACGUCAUGCUUCCAAUCGCCGGUGUUCUGAUAGUGAGAGGAGUUUACCGGUUAGGUUUGGUUGGAUCUGAUCCACUCUACCAGUUUGUCCUUCUGCUCCAAUUCGUCGUCCCUCCUGCCAUGAACCUCAGUACAAUAACUCAGUUGUUCGGAGAAGGAGAGAGCGAAUGUUCGGUGAUUCUCCUAUGGACAUACGCUCUGGCAUCCGUCUCUCUCACGCUCUGGCCGACAUUCUUCAUGUGGCUUGUAGCCUGAAAAGCUCCUCUCCUGUCUCGCGAUUCGGGUAUCAUUUCAUAAUAUCAUUCUUCGGUUAAUUCGAUCAUUCAUAAACACCACAUUGUGUGUUCCAAAAUACUUCUGUUGUAGCACGAUGUUAAAAGGGGGAAUAUAUUCUUCA
Tarenaya hassleriana is the source of this 1577-nucleotide messenger RNA. RefSeq names its product protein PIN-LIKES 1-like. Lineage: Eukaryota; Viridiplantae; Streptophyta; Magnoliopsida; Brassicales; Cleomaceae. The transcript is spliced from 11 exons. Gene Ontology annotation, biological process: endoplasmic reticulum to cytosol auxin transport. Gene Ontology annotation, cellular component: membrane. The record is from RefSeq and is a predicted model, not a curated record.